AUGGCAAAGUCAUUACAAAAAUCCGAAUCCGGUGCACUGGAAACUGUUAUCAACAUUACCGACUUGACGACCAUGGCUGAAACCCAGCAAAACCCUUCUACUUUAUUCUUGGAGAUUCCAGAAGGCAACUCCAACAUCCACCCCAACACCGGCCUGCGCAAGUCCUGGUCCGUCGGCUGUACCCAGUCCCUGGAGCACACCUCUGGAAUGUGGUACGACGGACGUGAGCACCCAUCCGGUGCCCUGGACGACGUUGAAUUUGAAGGUGACUACUUUGACGACGAAUUUGAUGCCUGCUGCGGCCGCGAGAACGACAACGACGACCACGUGUACAUGAGCUACUACGGUGGUCAGGCCUACUACGCCGACUCUGAGGCCGUCUACUCCGAUGAAGAGGGUGACUCCUUCGACGGUGAGGACGACGACGAGGAGGAUGACUUCAUGUACAUGCGCCGACCCAGGAGAGGUGCCAAUUCGGACUCGGGAACCGAGGGCUCUACUGGCAGCUGCGAACCGCCCAAGGACCUAAAGGAGAACAAGGAGCACUUUGAUGCCAGCAACUAUCCCAUCGACGCCCACGCCUUGCACGGCAAGCUCGCAAGGCUGCAGAUCCAGAGCUGCACUUGA
Molecule: messenger RNA, 627 nt
Organism: Pyricularia grisea
Lineage: Eukaryota; Fungi; Ascomycota; Sordariomycetes; Magnaporthales; Pyriculariaceae
Exons: 1
Coding region: 1-627 (208 amino acids)
Source: RefSeq, a predicted model, not a curated record